This is a messenger RNA of Coprinopsis cinerea okayama7#130, 813 nucleotides long. RefSeq lists its product as hypothetical. Lineage: Eukaryota; Fungi; Basidiomycota; Agaricomycetes; Agaricales; Psathyrellaceae. The coding region runs from base 1 to 813 and encodes 270 amino acids. The record is from RefSeq and is a predicted model, not a curated record. The transcript is spliced from 2 exons.
AUGGGGACGCCCAGCGCACCACUAGCAUCUGCCUCCACAACUACUUCAUUAUCCUCGGAAACGCUCUCAGCACCGGCCAUGACUCGACUCGCAGCACUCGUCGCUCUCGCCCUCAUCACCACUCCCUUCACCUUGGGAGGGUACAUCCCACCCGAGCACGCCGGAAUCCAUAAAGACGUACAUAAGCCGGUUGACCACUUUGCUCACGAUGGUCAUGGCGCCCACCACGAUCGUGGUUUCCACCCCACAGAGCAUGGUGGGCAUGGCAAAGAAGGACAUCAUCACGUUGGGCGGCAGGAGCCGCCGCCUCCACCUCCACCUCCGCCUGCAGAACCUGCCCCACCUCCGGCUCCUCCACCGCCUCCUGCGAACCCAGUUCCUCCUCCACCUCCACCUCCACCACCAGAAGAACCCGCUCCACCUCCCCCGCCCCCUCCACCCAUUGCAGCGCGUCAAGUCACGACCAACGGGAGCGUCCCCGGAACAACCGGCGUCCCACCUGCAGUCCCAACUACCAACAUCUCGUCUCCAGCCCCAGUAACCAACAUCUCCAUCCCUCUAACGAACGUCUCGAUCCCGACUACUAAUGGCUCUGUACCAUUUAUCAUCCCCGGUAACGUUUCGUUUCCUCUGCCUCCUGUAGCGGGUGCGGGGAAUGGGAGUGUAGGCGGUGGUGGCGGAGUGCCAUCUGGCAAUGCGAGUGCUGGUGGGGGACCUGUUCCGUUGACGAAUGUUAGUGUUCCCUUGACUGGGACUGUUCCUUUUAAUGGGAGCGAAGUGCCAUUUGUUGGGGUUGUUAAUUUGGUGUUUUAA